Molecule: messenger RNA, 2011 nt
Organism: Sebastes umbrosus (honeycomb rockfish)
Lineage: Eukaryota; Metazoa; Chordata; Actinopteri; Perciformes; Sebastidae
Product: Wilms tumor protein homolog
Exons: 9
Coding region: 465-1793 (442 amino acids)
Biological process (GO): regulation of transcription by RNA polymerase II
Cellular component (GO): nucleus
Molecular function (GO): DNA-binding transcription factor activity, RNA polymerase II-specific; RNA polymerase II cis-regulatory region sequence-specific DNA binding
Source: RefSeq, a predicted model, not a curated record
CUCACUCCUCUUUCUCCAUUCACUGAGGAAGCUCUGAGCAGAAGCCCCUCUCCUCCUUGAAUGGACUCCAUCUCUCCGAACUAAACAAUCAUUUACCGCUGCUGUGGAGGGAAACAGUGAAGAUCACAGCCGAUCAUUGCGUUUAAUCUGCCUUUAUUUCUCCUCCUCGUGCUGCUUCUGCUGCUGAGAAAAGUUGACUUAGCUGUGUCGCCAUGAACUUCUGUUGGACUUAAGGAGUUUCCAGAUCAGCUGCGUGGUGUUGUAAACAACUGAUGGGCAAAAACUGAACCAGAGAAGACUUGAAACAGUUCUUACAGUAAGAGAAAGACUUUCUAGACUCUCAAGGAUUUAAAGGUUGGUGGCUGAUUUGGGUUUGGGUCAGCCAGACACACAGACAGGUACAGGGAGACAGAUCAAAUUUAAAAAUAGCCUACCUUUGUCCUAGUUUUGUCCCCUGGACCACAAUGGGUUCAGACGUCCGUGACUUGAACUCCCUGCUGCCCCCGCUGCCAGCGGGCCCCAGUCCCGGCUGCCCGGCCCUGCCCGUCAGCACGGCCCCUCAGUGGGCUCCCGUCCUGGACUUCCACACCGCCGCCUCGCCUUACUCCUCCCUGGCCGCCCCCCACACCUCCCUGGGGCCACACUCCUUCAUCAAGCAGGAGCCCAGCUGGGGGGCCGCCAGCGACACCCUCCACCACGACGCCGACCCCCACUGCGGCCUCAGCGCCUUCACCGUCCACUUUUCUGGGCAGUUCACCGGGACCGGGGCCUGCAGGUACGGGGCAUUCGGGGCUCCGACGCCGGCCACCAGUCAACCGCCAUCUGUGACCGCCCCGCACCACCACCAGCCACCCAGCAGGAUGUUCAGCAACCCACCGUACCUGACCAACUGCAUGGACACACAGCAGGCAGCCCGCAACCAGACAGGUUACAGUGCGGUUGCAUUCGAUGGAGCCGGUAAUUACGGUCACACUCCGACACACCACAGCUCGCAGUUCUCCAACCAUUCCUUCAAACAUGAAGACGUUUUAACUCAGCAAAGCACUAUGGCUGAGCAGCAGUAUCCCGUACCUCCUCCUGUCUAUGGAUGCCACACACCUUCAGACAGCUGUACAGGCAGCCAGGCUCUGCUGCUGAGGAACCCUUACAACAGCGGAGAAAAUUUAUAUCAAAUGACCCCUCAGUUGGAGUGUGUGGCAUGGAACCCUGUCAAUACACUGGCCUCCACCAUAAAGAGCCAUGCAACAGGCUACGACAGUGACCCCAACACCCCCAUGUUGUACAGCUGCAGCACACAGUACCGCAUACACACACAUGGAGUCGGAGUCUUCAGGGGCCUACAGGAUGUGCGGCGGGUGCCCAGCAUCGCUCCAGCCAUAGUGCGGUCAGAGAGCAGCGAGAAGCGUCCGUUCAUGUGUGCCUACCCAGGAUGCAACAAACGUUACUUCAAGCUGUCUCAUCUGCAGAUGCACAGUCGCAAACACACAGGGGAGAAACCCUACCAGUGUGAGUUCACAGACUGUGGCCGGAGGUUUUCUCGCUCUGACCAGCUCAAAAGACACCAGAGGAGACACACAGGAGUUAAACCCUUCCAAUGCGAGACGUGUCAGAGAAAGUUCUCUCGGUCUGACCACCUUAAGACACACACCCGGACUCAUACAGGUAAAACAAGUGAGAAGCCAUUUAACUGCCGGUGGCCGAACUGUCAGAAGAAGUUUGCCCGGAGCGAUGAGUUGGUGCGACACCACAACAUGCACCAGAGGAACCUCACCAAGCUCCAGCUGGCCAUCUGAAUCAUUUUUUGGCCCGUAUCACAGUUUGAAAUGUAAACAUCUGGGUUACAUCUGCUUACGUAUAUUUCAGCCCAGUCGCACAGCAGUUUGUGAAAUAGUCGCGGAAUUUGUUUUGUAUUUGAUUUGUGUACAUAGACAUGAAUUUCACAUUUUAUUCGUGAUGGUCAGCAUUAAAUCAAUUUGUGUGUAAUCGACGUAAUUGUGAAUCAGGAAAUAUA